This is a messenger RNA of Suillus subalutaceus, 483 nucleotides long. RefSeq lists its product as uncharacterized. The record is from RefSeq and is a predicted model, not a curated record. NCBI's taxonomy places the organism in Eukaryota, Fungi, Basidiomycota, Agaricomycetes, Boletales, Suillaceae. Bases 95 to 397 code for a protein of 100 amino acids. The transcript is spliced from 2 exons.
AUGACCAGCAUUGGGCAACAAUGAAGGAUCCGAUUUGCGUGUGGUUGUUGUUUGGCGAAGAUUUACGACCUUUGACGACCUUUUGACGAAGGUAAUGCAUCGGGCACAUAGACUACUGGUACUCGGAGUAUAUGGCGGAGCUUGCGAGUGGAUAGUACAUACAUAUGCAUUCUACUUAUGUAAUACAUUUACAUCUGAGGUUGAAAUUGAAACUCAAGAAGUGUUGACACCUAUUAUUAGCACCUAUUAUUAUAACGUUCUUGGGCUCAUUGCUGCUCACGUUCAGGGAUGGCCGUUAAUGUUGCCAGUUGUCUUAUCCGUGCUCCUCAUGGCUCCUCAUGGCUCCUCCGCUAGAACGACAAUUCGAACGUUCUGUGGCCAUGCAUGGUUACGAUAAUAACUACGUACAUUGAGCUCGCUUCCUUGAUCGAGACUAUUUUAGCGCGAGUCUUGGACGCUAUAAAACCAAUGAUGAAGUUCUUC